This is a messenger RNA of Ordospora pajunii, 207 nucleotides long. RefSeq lists its product as uncharacterized. NCBI's taxonomy places the organism in Eukaryota, Fungi, Microsporidia, Ordosporidae. The coding region runs from base 1 to 207 and encodes 68 amino acids. The transcript has a single exon. The record is from RefSeq and is a predicted model, not a curated record.
AUGCUUGAUUUGUUUUUCAGGAUGCUGACGGAAACACAAAAUUCAGACGAGGCAUACAGUGCAGUUGUGAACGAGAUAAACAAAAGAAGGCUCGGCCUUGUAGAAGAUCCAAGAGGAUAUGAUGAGUCCAAGAGGAUCUUUGAGAGGGUGGUGAAGGUUUCUGAAGAGCUGAAGAGGAUGAGAAUGGUGUUUGGAAGCAAUGCAUGA